AUGAACAAUAUGACAGUGGCGAAUGGUGUGGGAGCUGCAGAACUUUCUGUAGGAGCUAGUCUACUUUCAAGACCAGCUGAUGAAUAUGGAAACGAUGGAAAAGUUGAAAUGAUGUGGGCCAUCAAAGCAUAUGAACAUGCAGAAAUAUAUUUUAAUUUGAUAUGUUCUGUUGAUCCAAAGUUAUUAAGAUUGACUCCUCACGAUGAUAAGAUUUAUAAAGAAUUUAGACGAUUAUUCCCUGAUCUUCAAAUAGAAGUUCUUGAUGAAGAGGAUGUAAAAAAUGAUUCAUCUAAAAUUAAAUGGAGAAGAUUCUGCGAUCUCUAUAAGAAUAUGGAAAACUACAAUUUUGGUACAUUAAUCAGAAAGGAUGUUCAUGGAGACUACAAUGAAAGCAACAGCUUUAUAGUGAUAAGAAUACAGUUUUACGCUAUUGAACUGGCAAGAAAUAGAGAAGGAUUAAACGAUAUACAUUUUAUUAACAAUAUUUAUGAUAAGGUGGAUUUUGAACCAUAA
Molecule: messenger RNA, 513 nt
Organism: Macrosiphum euphorbiae (potato aphid)
Lineage: Eukaryota; Metazoa; Arthropoda; Insecta; Hemiptera; Aphididae
Source: the annotation of a GenBank genome assembly